Messenger RNA from Thecamonas trahens ATCC 50062, 3114 nucleotides. RefSeq names its product vacuolar assembling protein VPS41. Gene Ontology annotation, biological process: macroautophagy; cellular response to starvation; vesicle-mediated transport. Gene Ontology annotation, molecular function: protein binding. Gene Ontology annotation, cellular component: HOPS complex; late endosome. The record is from RefSeq and is a predicted model, not a curated record. Bases 1 to 2844 code for a protein of 947 amino acids. NCBI's taxonomy places the organism in Eukaryota, Apusomonadida, Apusomonadidae. The transcript has 2 exons.
AUGAGCGGGAGUGGGUCGGGCUCGGUAGGCUCGUACUACUACUCGUACUCGGACGGGGGAGUAGACGACGGUGUGGCUGGCCAUGGCUCGUACGACGACGGCUCCUCGCACUCGGCGUCAUCGUCAUCGGUGGCCCUGGAAGAGCCAAAGCUCAAGUACUCGCGGGUGGGCGCAGACCUCAUCCGCAUUGUCCAGAAGGAUGCCAUCGUCUGUCUGGAGGCUGGGCCAAAGUUCUUGGCUGUGGGAACAUCGUACGGAGCUGUGUACCUGACGGACCACCUGGGCAACCUGAUCAAAGAGUACCACUCGCACAGCAUGGGAGUCAACGCGAUCUCGAUCGACGGGGCGGGAGACUACAUCGGAACGUGCUCGGACGACGGGACGGCGGUGGUCAACUCGCUCUUUGACGAAGAGUCGUACCGGUACACCUUUCAGCGGCCAAUGAAGGCCAUUGCGCUCUCGCCCAACUUCCGCGACGACAAGGCAUUUGUGGUCGGCGGGCUGGAUGGAGUGCUCGUUCUGCGGCGAAAGAAAAAGUGGUCGGCGUUUGGCAAGUCCAAGGACACGAUCAUCCACCAGGGCGAUGGCGCCAUCUAUGCCAUCUCGUGGCGCAAGUCGAUCAUUGCGUGGGCGACGCCUGUGGGGAUCAAGAUGUACGAUCGCGAGACUGAGGAGCGGAUCACGUUUAUCGAGCGGCCGGCCGACGCGCCGCGGCCGGACGAGUUCCGCUGCCACCUGGUGUGGGUCAACGAUGCGACGCUGCUCAUCGGGUGGGCCAACUGGGUCAAGGUUGCAGUCAUCCGGCAGAGCCACGUCAAGUACUGCGAGAUCAUCGGCUCGUUCCGGACAGACUACUUUGUGGGCGGCAUUGCACCGUACAAAGAGGCGAUGCUGGUCGUCAUUGCCUACACCGAGGAGGCGGCGGCGAAUGAGAGCGAUUCCGGCGAAGGCGCAACGUCAUCGCGGCGUGUGGUCGAGACUGUGCCGCGGCGGCCCGAGCUGCGAAUCAUCUCGUACGAGAACGACCCGGUCUCGUCGGACGCGCUCGAGACCCACGGCUGGCAGUACACCCACUGCCGCAACUACUCGCUGGCGUACCUCCACGACGGCGUCGACGAGAUGCUGUACGUCAUCUCGCCCAAGGACGUGGUCCUCGCCCAGCCGCGCGGGCCCGACGACCACGUCCAUUUUCUCAUGGAGCACUCCAAGUUUGAGGAGGCGCUGGCCGCGGCAGAGGCGACGGCGAGCCAGCUCCAGUUCUACUCGGUGGCGCAGAUCGGGCGUACCAUCCUCGACCUGCUGCUGGAGCGCGGCGAGGUGCGGCGGGCAGCGUCGAUGCUGCCGGCAAUUCUUAAGGACGACCGUGGCGCGUGGCGCGAGUGGAUCCUUCUCUUUGAGGCGCAGGGCCUGCUCGCCGAGCUCGUCGAGUUUGUGCCGACGACAGCGCCGCAGCUCGAGGCCGACCUUUACGACCUCAUUAUCACCCACCUGCUUGCCAACGACCAUGCCGGCCUCCUCACAGUUGUCUCCAAGUGGCCGCCGAGCCUGUACUCGAUGACUUCGGUCAUCCUGGCGGUCGAAAGGGCGCACGCCUCGUUUGCCGAGGACGAGGACGAGGGCGCGUCGCCCAAGGUACUCAUGGAGGUUCUCGCCAAGCUCUACACUCUGUCAGGCCAGUACGACUCUGCGGUCCAGUUCUGCCUCGACCUCAACGUCGGUGACGUGUUCCAGCUCAUCGAAGAGCACAAGCUCUUCUCCGCCGUCCUCGAGCGCAUUCCGCAGCUUGUCGAGGCCGACGCCGACAAGGCCGUCGCGCUCCUUGUCAAGUACAAGGACGAGAUCCCGCCGGACCACGUUGUGUCUGCGCUCCGCGGGCCGGUACUCGAGGAGAGCCUCCUCCUGUACCUCCACGAACUGAUGAAGAAGGAUCCGCACAUUGGCUCGGACUACCAUGAGGAGCAGGUGGUGCUGUACGCCAAGUACAAGCCGGAGCUCCUGCUCAACUUUCUCCGCCAGUCGCAGUACAUCCCGCUCGAGCGGGCAUUCAAGGUGUGCAAGGGCUCGGAGCUUCACGAGUGCAUGGUGUUCCUCCUCGAGAAGAUGGGCAACACCCGCGAGGCGCUCGACCUCAUCAUCCGCAAAAUCGGCUCAGUCCGCAAGGCCGUUGCGUUUGCACAGGAGCAGGCCGACGAGGAGCUGUGGGACGACCUCAUCUCCAAGUCGAUCGAAAAGUCCAAGGUCGAGCCGCAGUUCCUCGGCGAGCUCCUCGAGCACAUCGGCGGACACAUCAAGCCGGCCAAGCUCAUCUCGCGCAUUCCCGAGAACCUUGCCAUCCCGCGCCUCCGCGACCGCCUUGUCAAGAUCAUCACCGACUACAACCUGCAGACCUCACUCCGGUCCGGAUGCGCCCGCAUCCUCCGCAACGACUGUGUCGACCUUAUGGAGCGCCUCGUCAAGAACAACCGCCGCGGCGCCCACGUCGCAGGCGCCGCCGAGUGCAUGACUUGCCGCGCCAUGGUCAACGUCUCCUCCCGCGGUGCUCGGAGCACCGACGACGGCGUCGUCGUCUUUUUCUGUGGCCAUGUCUACCAUCGUGCUUGCCUUGCCCAGUCGGUGGUCGGCGGCGGCGGUGUCGCUGUGUGUGUCGUGUGCCGUGCGCAGGCGGCUAGCAUCAAAAAGUGCUUGCUCUCCUCUCCAUGUGGAAAACGAUACGGUUUAAUCAAGACACGGCCCGGGCGUCCCGAGCCUGCAGAAUGGACCACAGCUUACGAAAGCAUGGCCAUGGCGGCGACGACGUCGCUCUCGAUGCCGCACUCGUCGUGGCCGCGGAGGAUCUUAAAGUAGCCGUUGUCACCCCAGGCGGUGGUCCACGAGUUCUUGAUGAGCCAGUACGGCUCGCCGUUCUCGGUGCCAAAGCCGACAGGCGAGACGCAGUGGCCGCCGAGCACGCCGCCCGAGGUGUGCUUGUACACGCCCGACUUGUAGUGGAUAAAGUCCUCGUAGACGGUGAAGCAGGCCUCGACGGUACCGUGGGCAACGAUCUCCUUGGCAAUGUCAUCGGCCCGGUUAAGGAACGAGCCAACCGAGUAGGGGCGGCCGACGUGGAAGGCCUUG